Molecule: messenger RNA, 1866 nt
Organism: Phytomonas sp. EM1
Lineage: Eukaryota; Euglenozoa; Kinetoplastea; Trypanosomatida; Trypanosomatidae
Source: the annotation of a GenBank genome assembly
AUGCCUCCCGGAAAGGGAAUUGUCGCGGUGAAGGGCUCUGGGCGAUCCAAGACGCGCCCAGAAGCGUUCUACAGCUGCCAAAUGCAAAUCGGUGGGACGACGCUCGUACUUCGAACUAAUGUCACGGUGGAAAGUAGCGUGACUCACAGCAAAUCGAUGCAAGUGCUUACCUGUGGUCAGCGUAUCGGCCAUGUAGCAACCCUAGUGCCUAACCACAAGGGUAUCAUGGCUGUUAUAGGCGGUGCCGCUCUGGGUAGUGUAGCAACUAAUCAGGCAGCUCUUGGUAACCAUUCAUUGAGCGCUACUCUGCCCUCCAUAAUGAAGCUGUCAUCAUCCGCGGUUGAAGUCGUCAACUCGGGGGAAAUGGCCCCUGCGCCUGAUCCGAAUGCAGAUAGGAGUAAGAUUAGCGAUAUGACAUUGCCACCUCAAGAGGCCUCCACCUACCCAUUGGUAGAGUAUUACCAUAUUGCGUCUCGGCGAUGGAGUGCGCCGGGCAUCGCACGCGUAGAAAAAUGGCCUACACAGUCUGCAACUGCUGUUCUGUGGGAUUUCUCUAAUCCUGAAAGCAAUUUCUCAGACACUGAGAAGCUCGAAACAGCAGAUGAGCAGCAGGACCUCGUAGAGCUUCAAUCGCUGAAUGGGGAUUGUAACUCGACACGAUCUUUGCUGAUUCUACCGAAGAUACCCACUCUGGUGUGUGCGGUAGGAGGCUGGGACGGUCAGCGACGGUUUGCUUCCAUGCGGCUCUACGCCGAAGAAACCGCAAAAGGCUCUUGUGAGGCGUCGACCUCCGUCCCUGGAGUUUCAAUUCUUCCCUUUCCGGAAAGCAUCCCUCCCAUUAGCGGGCACAGCUGCACCGUAGUGGGUGGCAAGCUUUAUGUUUUCGGCGGCACUACAUUGCAUGGCUGUUCGAAUACCGUUCAUGGAUUAACCAUCGCUAGCAGUAGCCCGGACUGGGCUCAGACGUGCAUGAACCCCGGCGACCCGGCUGGAUUCGAUGUCGCCGCGUUGACCUUAGUGAAGGAGGUCGCUCCUGUGCGAGAAAUAGCCAUACAGGGCUCAUCUGCAACUUCCUCUGAAGAAAAAAAAACUACUGAGCGGAUACCCGAUCCAGCACCCCGGUCCGCACAUGCGUCCUGCUGCUUGGACGAUCGUAUUCUGCUCUUCUUUGGCGGGCGUCGGCUGGUACUGGAGGAUCGCCCGAAUCCAACUAAACGGCACGGCUUGAACAACGCUAGAUCGAAGACAAAAAGUAAUUCAGGUCGAACCUAUACGCGCGCCGGCGGCGCCAUACCAGAAGAGCAACCUUUUGGAAAUUUCCACUUGGAGUUAUUUAACGAUGUGAUUGUGUACAAUACUGAAACUCGAUGCUGGCUCCCAGUGCAGCUCACCGGAGGGGCUGCCCCCUGUCCGCGCUAUGGUGCAGCCAUAUGUUCGUUACCCGGCCUUGGCAGGGAGGGAGAGGGUUCUAUCAAAGAAAUCUUGGUCCACGGUGGAGUUGAUGCAGCGGGCAAGAUCCUCUCAGAUGCGUGGAUCCUCCAUAGCAAGAAGUUAUCGUCUGGAAAGGAGACGAAGAUCGAUAUGCUGGCGCUUGCAGCUGAGGCUGGACGUAAAACAGAGCCCCUGCAGUUUGUGUGGGUACGACUCAACUUAAUACCGCCACCCCUCACCACAGUGACGCCAUCCUCUCCACAAAACCAGCUCGCACUGGAGUUGGGUCGUGCCUACCAUACAGCGGUCGUCAUUGCACACCACACACGCGUGCGGGAGGUGCUUCUUGUAGGUGGAUAUGUUCAGGGAGCUGUGUCAGCUGCGUGUAUGUUGCGCCUUUCCAUCCCACCCAUCCACAAGGCCGAGGAAACGUAA